Stylophora pistillata is the source of this 2026-nucleotide messenger RNA. RefSeq lists its product as uncharacterized. Lineage: Eukaryota; Metazoa; Cnidaria; Anthozoa; Scleractinia; Pocilloporidae. The record is from RefSeq and is a predicted model, not a curated record.
AAGUAGACCCGGGUAAGUAAUCGAUUUUGGAACAUGCUUAAACGUUUCCCGAAAUCAUUGCAUUCGAGCGAACCCUCUCAGCACCUUCCCGCCGGAAGAAAUGGAGACAAAACUAGCUAAUUUACCACUUAUGGAUAUGACAAGGGCAAAGGCUGAUCGUGAAGCGUUUGCCAAAGAUCUCGUUAAAGCCACGAGUACCAUUGGCUUUCUGCUCCUCCAGAAUGUCGAAGGAGUUAAUCCCGAUGGUCUGUUAGAGGCGUGUAAGUGGUUCUUUACUCAGCCGCUGGAAAAGAAAUUUGAAGUAACAAGGAAGAGGUGGAAUAAAAACUGCAAAAACGUGUAUAGGGGAUAUUUUCCAACCGGAGAAGACCCAAACAAUUCGAGCCAUAAAGAAGCUUUCGAAUGCGGCGUGACGCUACCAUCUGACGACCCCGACAUACUGAAUGGUAACAGGCUGUAUGAAAACCCUCAGUGGCCGAUUGAAGAAGCCAUUCCGUUCAAGGAAAUCAUAACAUCUUAUUUCAGAUCGAUGCACCAAGCAGCUGUUGACUUGAUUCGUCUCCUGGCUCUUGGUUUGGGUUUUGAUGAGCACUGUUUUGAUGAUAUGAUCGUAAAGAAGCCUUUGUCAACUCUCAGACUUCUACAUUAUCCCCCGCGCGGAGACAGCAUUCCCAACACUUGUAUAUCAAAUGAUGGUAAGAUUCUGACAUGCGACGAUCACCAUGACACAGGUUUGAUUACUCUUUUGGAAACAUUCAACAAUGGAGGCCUGGAAGUCAUUGGAGAAGAUGGUGAGUGGAUGGCAGUUGAGCCCAAACCUGGCAUUUUGGUGGUUAAUAUUGGUGAUCUCUUGGUGCAAUUUUGUGGAGGUCAUUUAAAGGCUACACGUCAUCGUGUUGUGGAUAUUGGAGUUGACCGUUACUCUGUGCCUUUCUUUAUGGAACCCAGUUACCACACUGACAUAAACAGGUCUCCAGUUCUCAAGGCUCCCCCAGUGGGUACCCCUGUGUACAAAUAUGGUCAUUGGAUGAUAGAAACUAUCAAACGCAAGAAAUUCAUUGAAUAUGAAGGAUUGGAUACAUCAUUUAACUGGCAUGAAAUAUAAUGAACUGCCAUUGUGCUUUGACUAAGGGUGUUUCAAGACAUUUCUAUCUCUGCAUAAACUCAAAUAAGCACUUAAAGGGUAGUUAGAAUUCAGACUGUGUUUACUUUCAGCUUCGAAAGGAAGGGACAGUCAAUCAUUGAUUAUUAGUAAAUGGGACUCAUUUUUUCAAACAGAAUAAAAACACCAUGGCUGCUUCAGAGAUAAUCCCACAAAAAAUUCACACUGGAAACUGACUUUUGAAUCAGGUGGUUUAGAAAUGCUGUUAUAGACCUAAAAAGGUGAAACAUUGACCAGCUUUGAGCAAAACUCUAGGAAUGAGGUCUGACAACUUGAAAAUAUGCAAUCUAACUGUUUCAAUGUAAAAAUAUGAAUAACAGAGGUUGAUGAAGUAUCAUAAUGAUUGUGACCAUAGUGAUUUGGAAUAAUGAUUUAUUAUACACCAGUUGAAGACAAAUUGAGUUCACAUACCACAUUACUAAGAGCUUGGUGUUAAAAACUCUAAUUUUCUCCUAGUAGAGGGCUAAAAUUUUUAUGCACCCUUCGCAUAUCAAGAUUUCUGUUGUGAACUUUGCUACAGGCACCCAUGUGCCAUUAAGUUAUAAUUAGUGAAAAAUUUAAGACUUACACUUAAAUUCCCUGGUCUUUUUUUAAAAUUCUUGACUGGUAAGAUGAUGUUUGUGAGUCAGUUGGCCACAUUGUUCUCUACUUGCAGAGGGUAACUUGCUAACAGGCCAACAAAUUAAAAAUGUUAGAGUGCAUCUGCAUAUCAUAUACUCAACACAAUAGUUCAGUUGUCUUCUCAACAUGGAAGGAGAGUACAAGUAUUUUUGUAUCUUUCGCUGAGGAGGUCUCUUUAUAUUUGAGUUGAAAAAGUGGAAGGUCUCCAGCAUUAAAGUGACAGGCCAGUUGAUGCUCAUAGAU